AUGUCUAAAUUACUUUUACAAGUUGCUACCUUUGCGUCUCUAUUCCUCGACGUUUACUCCGCGCCAACAAACGUCGCUGGGGUAGAAGUUGCCGGCCUUAGCCCUGAUCUCCCGCCGUAUGAGAUCUUUAUCGAGGGACCCUCGGACUCCCUUACGCUGGAAUCAACGGGUAUUUCACCAGCCCAGUUGUAUAAUAUGUCAUUGGAGCUUGUCAACAAUCCUGAACUGUUUGCGUCCGAGCUAGAAGCACGAGACUUUGGGCCAUUGGAAAAGCGAUAUACCGAUAGAUGCCUCUCGCCAGAUAACCCGUCUGAUCCAUGGAGCCAGACUGACCCCUAA
Messenger RNA from Parascedosporium putredinis, 339 nucleotides. NCBI's taxonomy places the organism in Eukaryota, Fungi, Ascomycota, Sordariomycetes, Microascales, Microascaceae. The record is from the annotation of a GenBank genome assembly.